This is a messenger RNA of Salarias fasciatus (jewelled blenny), 3013 nucleotides long. It is a transcript of the gene abhd17b, whose product is annotated as abhydrolase domain containing 17B, depalmitoylase. The record is from RefSeq and is a predicted model, not a curated record. Gene Ontology annotation, molecular function: palmitoyl-(protein) hydrolase activity. Gene Ontology annotation, biological process: regulation of postsynapse organization; protein depalmitoylation. NCBI's taxonomy places the organism in Eukaryota, Metazoa, Chordata, Actinopteri, Blenniiformes, Blenniidae. The transcript has 4 exons. The coding region runs from base 524 to 1390 and encodes 288 amino acids. Gene Ontology annotation, cellular component: plasma membrane; endosome membrane.
CCAGGAUAACAAGCCGAGUGAUUUUCUCCACGAAAGAAGUGAUGUUUCGGAAGCAAGUGAUACAGCUGUGAAGUGAUUGGAGAGGCACCGCGGAGAUUUAACUGUAAUUUCACCCCCUAUUUUCUGAAACCCAUGCCGCUCUGCAGCUGUACGGACUUGGACCGUGUGGCUGAAUCGAUCUCGUUGUCAUUCAGGGCCAUAUGCUGAGAAAAAAACAGAAGGGAGGAGAAAAAGGAAACGGGAGGACGAGGCGGCGAUAGCUAAUAGUAACUCAACGCUCUGCUGCCAGGAGGGAUAUUCACAUUCAACGUGACAUCGGUAACACAUCGGGCACGGUGCAAGGGAUAAUCUGGACGAGGAUAACCUCCUCAAUCUCCUCACGGCCAACAAGAAGAAGCAGAGGAAGACGGGUUAUUUGGCUGUGGCGCGAAGAUAAAAGCGGGACUACGGAGACCUUGGUCACGGCUGUCAUCCCAGAAACAGAAACCGAACGAGCGGCCAGCCGCCGUCCAGUGUUUUGAGGAUGAACCAUUUAUCCAUCAGUGAGCUAUGCUGCCUGUUCUGCUGUCCGCCGUGCCCCAGCAAAAUCGCCUCCAAGCUGGCCUUCCUGCCCCCCGAGCCGACCUACAGCCUCAUGAGUGACGACAGCGGCAGCCGGUGGACGCUGCACCUCUCGGAGCGUGCCGACUGGCAGUACUCGGCCCGCGAGAAGGACGCCAUCGAGUGCUUCAUGACGCGCACCUCCAGAGGAAACCGCAUCGCCUGCAUGUUCGUGCGCUGCUCGCCGAGCGCACGCUACACUCUGUUGUUUUCUCACGGAAACGCGGUGGACUUGGGUCAGAUGAGCAGCUUUUACAUCGGCCUGGGAUCACGGAUCAACUGCAACGUCUUCUCCUACGAUUACUCAGGGUACGGGGCCAGUUCUGGGAAGCCCUCAGAGAAGAACCUGUAUGCUGACGUAGACGCUGCCUGGCAGGCCCUGCGAUCAAGGUAUGGCAUCCGUCCAGAGAAUGUGAUCGUGUAUGGUCAGAGCAUUGGCACCGUGCCCUCGGUGGACCUGGCCUCUCGCUAUGAGAGCGCUGCAGUCAUCCUCCACUCCCCUCUCACCUCCGGCAUGAGAGUGGCUUUCCCCGACACCAAGAAGACCUACUGCUUCGAUGCCUUCCCAAACAUCGACAAAAUCUCCAAGGUGACGUCGCCGGUGCUCGUGAUCCACGGUACGGAGGACGAGGUCAUCGACUUCUCCCACGGCUUGGCCUUGUACGAGCGCUGCCAGCGCCCCGUGGAGCCGCUCUGGGUGGAGGGGGCCGGGCACAACGACGUGGAGCUGUACGGACAGUACCUGGAGAGACUCAAGCAGUUUGUUGCACACGAGCUGGUCAACUUGUAGAGGAGCUUGAAAUCAGGGUGGAGCUGGCAGACAGGACAACGCAUCAGUGAGAAAGAGGUUACCACGUUAUUUGCUUCUUUUUCUCCCCCCCCCCCCCCCCCCCCCCCCCCCCCUUCAGUUUUUGGUGGAGUACUGCAGGUAGAAGCGGUGUGUGUCUGUGUCGUGCCGACUUCUCACCGCCUCUCCUCGUCUGAGCCGCCGUGUGCCGAGGCUCGGCCCGUCAGCACCGUCACCUGCUGCAGCUGUGAACUGAGAAUUAUCCAUCGUUUUGUUUGGCUUACUUUGUUUUUAUCAUGUUGAGAAUUGCACAUUGUGAAAGAGAGGACGAAGACGUGCGAUGAGAAAGUUGCGUUUGUGUGCGUGCGUGCGCAUGUCAGUAUCAUUUUUGCUGCCUUUCGAUAUCGAUAUGGUCCGUGGUUCUGAACGGAACCCUCCAUUCAGCCUCUCCAGGUUCCGAGAAGCAGACCGUUGUGGACCAGAGUGGCUGGAACUCAGCUGAACUCCGUCUCCUGGACCUACAAGCUGCAGUCACCAAGAAUCAUUUCUUUUUUGGAGUACUGUUGAUUCUAUUUUUUUAUAUUUUUUCAUGAUAUUUGCACGUAAACAGCUCACUGAGGAACUGUACAAGACAAACUGACAUAUUAUCUAGCUGUGCCAGUGUUGCCAAAACGUUUAGCAGGAUGUGACGCAGAGACUCGGACACACAAAAAAGUGUACUUUCAACAAAUCCAGAAACCUCCCCAAAGCUCUGCUAGCUGUGUUCAGGCCCCACUUCUCUGCUUUUUAUUUUGAAAGUGGUGCAGUUUGGUAUUGUGUAACAUGAUGCAAGACCACACUCGGUUAAAAGGGUGAGGCUGUGUGUGUCGCCGAGCUAAGAAUUGUGGGUGGUUUCCACAUUUCGGAGUUGGGCUUGGAGUGUCGUCACUGUGGUAUCACCACGCUGUAGUCGAUUAGCUUGAUGUUUCCAGAGAAAUUAAAAUACUGGCACUUUUGUAGACGACAUAUCUGACACAUUGUAUUUAACUAGAUAUAGCAACUAUUAUGAAGCCCAGUUUUGAACAUGUUUUUUUUUUUUUUAAUCUUUUGGAUCAGAAUAUAUCAUGUUGAAUAUCAUAUGUACUCUCUUAUGCAUCUUGAUUAGAUCUUUGUCGAGUUUUUCUUUCUCAGAAAAGUAUAACUACUGUGACAGCAGCUAGCAGUCGAUGAUCUGAUCAACACUUUAACCACUAAUGCCAAUCAGAAUGAAGGUUAUGAGCACAGCAGGCGUGCAUUCAUUCUCAGCGCAGAAAGACUUUUUAAAAACUAAUUUAAUUAGAGCAUUUACUGGAGUUUUACAGCGCUGCAAAACAAGAGUACUCAGUUCCUGGCUCACAACUCGUACUGAGACGGUUCGAAACAAGUGGCUCAGCUUUAUGAGCCUCAGUCGUGCAUAUAUAUCUUUUAACCUUUACGUUUUUCCCUGCAUGAUAUUUUCGAGCCCAUUGUUGUCUGUUGAUUUGCCCUUUAGUGCUGAGCGUGAGGCCCGACGACGCUUUAGCACGUUGAUGGCUCCAUGAGGCUCAAAUGUCAGAGUGCUACUGCAUGCCACGAUGGCUGGUUUUCUUUACGUCUUUGGCCUGUUUG